Messenger RNA from Hevea brasiliensis (rubber tree), 1213 nucleotides. RefSeq names its product proteasome subunit alpha type-6. Gene Ontology annotation, cellular component: cytosol; proteasome core complex; proteasome core complex, alpha-subunit complex. Lineage: Eukaryota; Viridiplantae; Streptophyta; Magnoliopsida; Malpighiales; Euphorbiaceae. Gene Ontology annotation, biological process: ubiquitin-dependent protein catabolic process. The record is from RefSeq and is a predicted model, not a curated record. The coding region runs from base 167 to 907 and encodes 246 amino acids. The transcript is spliced from 9 exons.
CGAAGGGAAGAGUAAAAAGACUUUUGGAGGGUAUUUUUGGACAAAGAAAGCUCUCAGUUUUCUUGUUCAGCGAGUCACCUGCUCCUGAAAAUCAAAUAAGAGCUUUGCAGUUGGAGGCAAGCUUUCUUCGAAACCAAAUCAUUUCUGCACGUAAAGAAAACAAAGAAUGAGUAGAGGAAGUGGAGGUGGAUACGAUCGUCACAUCACCAUCUUCUCCCCUGAAGGUCGACUCUUUCAAGUCGAAUAUGCGUUUAAGGCAGUGAAGGCGGCAGCCAUCACUUCGAUCGGAGUUCGAGGGAAGGACUCUGUCUGUGUUGUCACGCAGAAGAAGGUUCCGGACAAGCUUUUGGAUCAGACUAGUGUCACCCACCUUUUUCCUAUUACCAAGUACCUCGGAUUGCUGGCUACCGGCAUGACAGCUGAUGCAAGGACUUUAGUUCAACAAGCGCGGAAUGAGGCAGCUGAGUUUCGGUUCAGAUAUGGAUAUGAAAUGCCUGUGGAUGUAUUGGCCAAGUGGAUUGCCGACAAAUCACAGGUUUACACACAGCAUGCUUACAUGAGACCCCUUGGAGUAAUUGCCCUGGUUUUGGGUAUUGAUGAGGAGAAUGGACCUCAACUCUACAAGUGUGAUCCAGCUGGCCACUUUUAUGGUCACAAGGCUACCAGUGCUGGAUUGAAAGAACAAGAGGCUAUCAAUUUUUUGGAAAAGAAAAUGAAAAAUGACCCCGCUUUUUCCUAUGAAGAAACUGUGCAGACUGCUAUUUCUGCUCUGCAAUCUGUUCUUCAAGAGGACUUCAAGGCUACUGAGAUUGAGGUUGGAGUUGUGAGAGCAGACAAUCGAGUUUUUAGAGUGUUGUCAACUGAGGAGAUUGAUGAACAUUUGACUGCUAUUAGUGAACGUGACUGAUUUUAUGGAGUAUCACAGCUACUUGCACAAUGGAGACAAUUCUGCUGGCAUUGGGGGUCAUCAGGAUAUGCUUAGUUUAGAUUAUUUGAAAAGGAGAUAAGAGAGGGAAGGAUUACUGCUAUUAUUUUGAAUUUUAUACCCCUCUCGCUGCUUAAGUUUUGUUAAAUUAUCAAAUGGUGCUGCAUUUCUUUCUUCUGCCUUUUGUCAAGAAUAUCAUGUGCUAAAUGGUUCCAGUUACGGAAAACCCUUUAUUGCCAGCAUAGCAUUUGCAAACUUUUAAGUGUUAGUGCCAAUUUUAUUAUCUUC